CUCGCAGCACAUAUCGAUCGGAGAUCAGCCCGUUAAUGAGCGCGUGGGAGUGUCGUUUCCGCACGUGCAAACAAUUAAAACUGGCUGGUAACAGGAGCGGAGGCUCGGCUCGUCUUUCCCUGCAGCUGGACGACGCGCUAAAAAGAUGCUGCCGGACGCCUUCGGGUGCGCUGUGGCCAACAGGUUCGGGGAUCUUCUCGACGACGACGACGCUGAUCCUUUCGACCUGAUCAGCGAGGCGGAGAAGAAGAAAAAGAAGAAGGGAGAAGAGGACAAGAAGAACAAACAGAAAAAGCCCGGACAGAGAGAAUCCCAGCGGGAGAGACGCGUCCCAGUCGCUUUAGAGGGCCAAGAGCCGGUUCCAGCACAUAAACAGCCAGCAUGUCCUGCAGUGACGGAGAGCAGAAAUGGCAGAUUUGAGGCUCACAGGAACACGAAGAAAGCUGCAGCUGUGCAACAUAAAGCCAACCAAGAACCUCUGGAGUUCUCCGUCCCCAAAUCCUCCUAUGAUGACUUUGACUUCAGCAGCACAGCGGGCAGCAGAGGUAGGAGGGGAACAAGAGGGUACGCAAGGAACUCUGAUAACUUUACUAUGAGAGGCAAGAGAGAAUUUGAUCGGCAUGAUGGAACGGGUAUGGCUACAGAGGAAAAGAGAGGAGGCAGAGGGCCCUGGAACUGGGGCAGCGUUGAGGAAGCUGCAAGUGAAUUGAUGGAAGUGACAUCCGAAGCUGCUGUGAGGCCAGAGGACCCCCCCACUCCCUCAGAGGAAAAUCCAAAUCCAACUGAUGAAGACAAUGAGGUGGUGGUCCAGGUUGCCAUGGAAAUGACCCUGGAUGAAUGGAAGGCCAUGCAGGAGACAAGUCGUCCCAAAGCGGAAUUUAAUAUCCGCAAAGCAGAGGACAAGAUUCCCUCCAAAGCAAAGGUCAUCCACCAGUCCAAGCACCUGGAGAACCCAAAGGAAGCCGUAGAGGAGAUGGAGGAUGAUGGCAACUUCUUCCGAAAGUCUGUGAAUGACAUCACCACCCUUCUGGAUAUCAAUUUUGGGAAUCUUGCUCGUCCUAGUCGUGGUGGCAGAGGACGGGGAGCUCGAGGUGGCCAAAAUGUUUUCCCCGAGAGGGCCAGACCCAGACUUCAGCAGGGAGAUCCAGCACCUGAUCCUGAUGACCCAGAAGACUUUCCUGCUCUGUCAGCAGGAAAAUAACUGAAUUCAUCUACUAAAUGGUUGAAAUUUCUGUUUGUACUUGAUGCACUGUUGAAUAAAAGCUUUAGCAAGGUUA
Nothobranchius furzeri (turquoise killifish) is the source of this 1277-nucleotide messenger RNA. Its product is annotated as intracellular hyaluronan-binding protein 4. Gene Ontology annotation, biological process: positive regulation of translational initiation; positive regulation of RNA splicing. NCBI's taxonomy places the organism in Eukaryota, Metazoa, Chordata, Actinopteri, Cyprinodontiformes, Nothobranchiidae. The record is from RefSeq and is a predicted model, not a curated record. Gene Ontology annotation, cellular component: nucleus; cytoplasm. Gene Ontology annotation, molecular function: RNA binding.